This is a messenger RNA of Pisolithus orientalis, 8333 nucleotides long. RefSeq lists its product as uncharacterized. The record is from RefSeq and is a predicted model, not a curated record. Gene Ontology annotation, biological process: regulation of GTPase activity. Bases 59 to 8191 code for a protein of 2710 amino acids. The transcript has 33 exons. NCBI's taxonomy places the organism in Eukaryota, Fungi, Basidiomycota, Agaricomycetes, Boletales, Pisolithaceae.
GUGUAGCUGUCUCACCCGUUGGUGCUUCGUUUGUUCAGUACUGGCUUUCACGGAGGCCAUGCCUAUUCGCCGACCAUCCGCCUCGGCGGGUCACUCCAAUCCCGUUCCAAGCAUCUCCAGAGUUCACAAAAGCAACGAUUCCCACCAUACGCUCACUGUUGCUUGUCUUCCUCAACUUCCGUCCAUAGCCUACACAGCUGCGUCAGCAACUCCGCAGCAAAGAAUCGUACAGGCAUUGAUAAAUAGGAUAAAGGACAAGCUUCCGUCGCAUUCUGGGCAUGCCCUCGACAUUAUCGAAGCGGACACCGCAACACAAAGUGCCGUCGACGCCCUGGUCGAUCUCGCACAUGAUUCCUUAGAUAUCAUCGCAUAUUCUCUCUGCGAGCUUCUUGAGCGUCUCACGAAACAAAUUGACGAGGAUGGGCAUAUGACAACUGAAGCACUUCAGUCACAACUUUUUAUCCUGAAGAUAUUGUCUGUCACAAUGGCGUCAAGGUGGAGCUCUCGCCAGGACGAGAUUGCAAGGUCAAGUUUGCAUGCAAGUCAAGGAGGAUCACCCUCCCUUUGCACAUCCGAUAAUGCCAGUGCCCCCAAAUACUCGGGAUCCACUCUACACAGCGGAAAAGUCCCAUCAGAAUUAUCUUCCACUGCACCUGCUGGACCAGAACCAUUUCCUCUGGAUGACAACUGCGCCCGGUACAUUCUGAGUGUUAUGGUGAUGUAUUUACGUCAAACUGCUCCUCCAGACAGUCGUUUGAUGUCUUCGUCCAACUUGGCCCCUGAUGCCUCAUUACGUGAUUUCGAGUCUGUCGAUCUACCUAUCUCUUCUCCGGAAUUCGAAGAAUUUUCCAAUGUCAACGGACCCCCUGUCCCGUUCCCGAUGUCCGAAACAUCCAAACCUGCUUUGAGGUUCAAGAAUUCGUCUACGUCGUUCCAGUCCGCCGCUAGCUCGGGUCAUUUGUAUCUUACUCGCUCUUUCCAUUUCGAAAAGACGCAUAUGGCAUUAGUGAAGUCAACAUUGGCCCUCAACCUCCUCAUAAGCAAGUUCGCUGGCCGAAUCGUGUUUCAUCUGUCGGCAUUGAAUUGGCCUAUCGUCUUUAGCAGAAUCCGUCAGAGGAUUCGUCAUUUGGCCAGUACUCAAGAUGACAACCCGGAUACCGUUGACCUGCAGCUCAUGACGCACAGUGCCAUGGAUAGGACACGCCUCACUCAGGUUCUUCAUGAGCUAUCCUCUUUACUCGUGAACAUGAAGAAGCAAGCGCAGGCCGCCGUUGCUAUUCCACUCCGUAUGGCGUUGUGGAACUGGAUUGACCUGUAUCCGCAAGAGUUUAACGAGGCGGUUAGAUCGAGGGGUAGAUUGGAGGGUGCACCAGAACGAGUGUUUGAUUUGCUAUAUAUGGCCAACGAACCUGGACGAGAGCGUGCCCUGUGGCCGACGCUGACAAUCCUUGCUUGUCUAUCACCGGAUCGUGUCAGCUUGGAAUAUCAAACUCCUAGUCAUUCUCAUACUUCAAGUUUCAAUGUGCUGCAAAAGACAUCUACCCAGCGCAAAGACAUACGUUUCGUGGAAGAACUUCUUAGACACUUCAACUCGAAUACAAAGUUAACGGACGUGGCGAUCGUUUGCGCCAUCGACAUGUGUCGUGCAGGAUUUAGGAUAUCUCCGGAGGGGGAGAUGCCUGUGAGGCAUAUUGCUGCGGAUAUAGCGCAUGAGGUUAAGGGAGUUAUUCUAUGCUCGGCUAAGCAGCGUCCGUUCUGGGAAUCCUAUGAAGAGGUUGAUGUUGCAACGUGGGCUGAAGCGCUCGUCACCACCUUUAGGUUUUUGCCUGAAGAAGAGUCGCUUCCGAUAUUUGCGUCGUGCUUGGAACCUGAACGGUCUGACGCCGUCAAGAUCUGUGCUAUCAAGGCUUGUACGACGCUCGCCGCUGAGGCCUCUCGUCUUCCGUGGCAAGGCUCACUGGAUAAACUCAGAUCUAUUGUCGGUCCUAGACUGCGGGCUAUUUACGGGGUGGCCUCUAUUCGCGGUAGUGAAAUUGAUAGCAGCGGUAUUCUGAGGAGAGCGGCAGAUCGACCCAAGGCGAAGCGUUUCACAUCCGAGACUCUUCCUGAUACCGAUUUGUUGCUUAUUGCCGUUCUUACACUAUGGAGAGCUUCUCCAGAUUAUUAUAUCUCGCAGAUCGACAGCUCUCAUUUCGAUGACUGGCUUGCCACUGCUGCCCGGAUUUGGGACUCUGAGGCAGACACAGCGGUGAAGAUCGGAGCGGCCAUGACUAUUCAGCAGCUCACGGAUAUAUACUUCCGCAUGGAUCCCGAGGAUCCCUCUCAUGACAGGCUGGAAUCUUGGAUGGAAGGGUUAUUGUCUGUCACCUUGAUCUGUGUUUCAAAGAAACUUCUCAUGAGUAGGAUGGAGCCAGACAGUCAGAGGAUGUGGAUAAGCGUCGCUUCUCAGGUCCUCGAGGCCUACUACAGGAAGAGCGAGGGCGACCGGGCUGCAAAAGUGCAGUUCAGUGCGAAACGUUUACCCGCAUUUGCAUUGACGGAGAUUGCGUUCCUGGUGUCGCUUACGUCCGCAAACAGCGAGGUUUCGCAACUUGCUGCCCAGGGACUUCGUUCUAUUGCGCAGGCGGAACGCCACCCCAAAGCUCCGAUUAACACAGGACUUACCGAAGAGGAACGAUCGAAACGAAAUCCAAUAUAUGAACAGCUCGGAGAUCCCAGUGUUGUCAUCGUUGGUCGUGUCCGAGAGCAGAAGCGCGUCAGAAAGCUUUUGCGCUUAAUAGCAUACUCUUCUCCCAUAUAUAUUGCUGUCUGGGAGGAGUGCUUUUGGAGAUGGAGUGCGCUGUCAGAGUUUAUUAUUUCUCACCCAUUGGCUGUUCCCGCCGCGUUUGAUGAAUAUCACCUGACCUCACAGGAACAGUUGCGAUCGCUUGAUGAAAAAUUUACCCAAUGGAAACAUCUGACGUUGUUCUUGGCCUCGUUUGGCGGUGCUACAGUUCAAGAGCGGCACGUUCCCACUGCCCUAACUACCGUUAUUAUGGGGGAAUAUCUUCCCGACGAGAUGCGGGCGUUGCGUGACCCAGAAGAAUUAGUCAAUACUUUCAUCGAGUUCCUAACUGCUGCCCUCGUCGACGAAAACGCUCGCGUUCGCGAAACGGCGAAGGAGGCCAUUGGGUCGGAGCUAAACCCCCGUCUGCUAUCGAAACUUUUCAAGCAUCUUGAUGAGAUCACUCGUAAUAUCACUGAGGGCGCAGGAAUGGAUUAUAAGGAAGAGUAUGCAUUGUUCCUCGAACAGCUGCUAACUGCCCUGAAAAUGCUCGUCGAUAAUGCUCAGUCUCCACCUGACGAAGCUCUCAGCAUCGACCUGGGGUCCAUUCUUUACCUUCUGGCUGAGUUUAUCUCCCGGUUCGACGAUCUUGGAGCGUACCGCAUGCGUGUGAAGUUCUGUACCCUUUGUGACAGCGUUUGUGAACGUAACGAUACCUUAACUCUGCGGAAAGAUGAUAUGUCCCGUAACCGUAUAGUGGACAUUCUUAUGGAAUGGUUCCAAGACCCUGCCAUGCAUCGGGAUGCUGACGCAAAGCUGCUUCAGUAUGACAUCAACUUGGCUUGUCUGAAGACGAUUGUCAAACUUCUCGACCGGCUCAAGUUGCAACCUAUUGAUACCAAUGUGACACACGACGGUGAUGAUUUGGGACAUGCGAUCUCUCGGCUUUUUAUUCGGUAUUCACAGGUGCUUCUGAGGGCUCUUGAGAUUUGUCAGCCAGACAAGCUAAGUUCGGACAGCUGCUCGGAUGUUCCUUCCUUGCAAAAGAAGUCACAAAUCUCUCACAAAGAGGCUGACUUGCGAGAUCUCGCCAUAACGGGGUUGUCCCACCUGGUGGUCGCUAAUUCGGAGAGCGGUGUGAAGCAUUGUAUAGCUUCCGCAUACGAUGAUGAUGUUAGGAAGCGUGUGAUCUUUGUACAUGUCUUCGCACGCGUAUUGGGCAAAGGCACCAAGUUUGAACCUCAAGGGAACCUCGAACUACAAGCUCGACGAAACCAGUUGCGUGAGCUCGUGAAAGGAUCUAUGGUACUUCCAAUGGUGAUAUGCGAGUGUUGUCCUCCUAAUGAAGUCGACAUGAUGAUUUCGGUGCUGAUGAACAUCUUCGAUACUCGUGCCUCCUUGAUGGCUCUUUUGAAGACCAUGAUUGAUCGGGAAAUUGCCCACACAGAGAGUGACGCGGCCCUCUUUCGAAGUAACUCCACCUGUACACGGUUCCUGUCUGCGUUUGCGAGAAUCCAUGGCUACAACUACUUGCGCAGCUUGAUCUCACCUCUAAUUAAUGCCAUGACAGCGAUGCCCCCUGGUCACGCUUACGACCUUGAUCCUGUCAGAGUUAGUCCCGACAAGCUGGAACAAAAUAAGAAGGACGUGGAAUUCAUCGCGUCCAGCUUCCUGGACAUCAUUAGCGCGUCGGUGCCUGCCCUUCCGCCAAUGUUUCGAGAGGUUUGCGCUCAUCUGGCCCGGUCUGUGUAUCAAGUAUGGCCCGAGUCGAAAUUUGCUGCACUUGGAGCUUUUAUAUUCCUGCGGUUUAUUUCGCCAGCUAUUGUCGCACCCGAGAUCGUUGACGUGGAAGUACCUAAAGACGACGCUGUCAUCCGUCGAGGCUUGAUGGUAAUAGCGAAAGUGGUUCAAAAUUUAGCGAACAACAUCUUCUUCGCUAAGGAGGCGCACAUGGUUGGUUUGAACGAGUUUCUGAAAGCAAACAUCACGAAUGUCACAAGAUAUCUCAGCGAAGUUAACAAAUACUCUGCUGCAGCCGCGGAGGAGCAGUCAAGUGAAUGGUUGGGUACAUCGGCUGAUGACACGGAUACUAUCGUUCUACAUCGCUUUCUGGACAAACAUGCCGACAAAAUUGGCAAGGAAUUGUUGAGCUAUGUGAAACCCAACGAGGAAACCUCGACUGUUGGCGCCAAGCGUGCGUGGGACCAGCUUUGCAGCCUCUUGGUGGAACUCCAGGAAGCUCCCGAGGUCCCUCGCUUCUCGCAGCUUCCCAGCCGCGAACAUCGGGACUUCAUCGGUUUGAUGAAUCGAUGUGCUCACCGAAGCAUCGAGUCAGUACGAGAAGUUUUUGUUCCGGCAGACGUUCCCACGGACCAUCCUGCAAUCUUUGUCCUGCGCGUCCGCAGAAUAGAUGUAGAAGCCCUCGAUAGUCGAGUUACCCUAACCGGCGCAGAGUACAAUCAUAGAUAUUAUGAGAUCAUUCUGGAUUGCACUUCCUUCACCUCGACGUCCGAAAUCCCCGUCCAGUGGAUGAAUACAUGUUCACAGCUAAUCCCCUCCGACGUCCGGCAACGAUUUACUAAUAUCUAUGUACUCAACGCCAACUCACUGACGCAACGGUACUUAAGGCGACUGUACAAUAUAUCAGCAGGAACGGUUCUCUCAUCUGGUGUGAAAAUAUGUCCGUCGGUCCGGGAAUUAAUGCAACAUGUCCCUCGGGGGUGUCGCUCUGUACUCGAAUAUCCUGCCUCCUUGGAAGAUGAAAACAAUUCACCUUUUGCCGACGUGACUAUGAGACAGGCUCAGGACAUUCGCAUGCCCGUUAAAAUGGAGGUUGCGGUCACACACAUCCGUAUAACAUCGAUACGAGCUGUCGUAAUAUCACCUUCUUUGUCUUGCAAAUGUACAGAGAUCAUCCCUCUCGCGGAUGUUAGUGACGUCUACAACGUCUCGACCGGCUUAGACCCGAACGAAUUUAUCAUACGCUUGAGUAAACCGAGUUCUACAUCCUACUUUUCUUCGCAGUCUCGUGACGCUAUUGUGAAGUCUAUCAGGGCUGCGAAGAGUCAACUUCGCGACAAUCAUACCUUCAGUUCGGAAAGAUUUCCUAGGUUUUCGAAUGUAUCCGCCACCCUCCUCCAUGUUGGGAUGCUCAACAUUGACUCGGAAGAAGAGGAACUCCGUAGCGCAGCUUACGAUCUAUUAGGUGCUAUUUGCUCGUAUCUGAACUACGACAAAAAUCCAGUAAUCACUUCUAAAGCUGGCAUCUUACCUGGUGAUAUCCCUACCUUUGUCAUAGGCCUAAGCGAGCGCCUUGCGAGCUUUGCGCCAAAGAUCACCUUAGAUUUCUUGAACGUGAUGGCCUCAGGGAUGGACAAGGCGAAGGUCGCGCAACGCAUCAAUUGUUUACAGUACAUGAGUCCAUGGGUAAGGAAUCUGGCAUUCUUUUGUAUGCCCUCUGGUCCAUUGUACGAACAUUCGGGUGCCCGUUUACGGGAUUGCGUUCGCUCGCUGAUCGACUUGACUGUCUCUGAUCUCGAGAUAUCAUCAAUGGUCCAUAAACAUAUCUGGGCAGAGAUCGGGAAACAGGAUUCGUCAAUACUGAACAUUGUGCUGGACGAGCUGGUCCGUGCUGCAGCAGACGGUGGUGUAGGCUCACGCAGAUGCGAAACUAUAACGCGGACGGCAGCUGGCCUCUCCUCUAUCAAUAUGCGAGGAAAGAUCUUCGUGAAGCUUCGCAAAGUUCUUGGAAAGACAUCCCUUAAGCCUUCAAAAACUCUGCCGGAAAAUAUUCAUUGGAACGAAAUAGCCACCUUGGCACGCUUUGCUCAUGUGGCUAGUAACUACUCCAAGCAAGCUUUCCAUGACCAACUAUACUUCCCAGACAUCUGCCAUGUCGUCACUCUUGUGGCUGGAACUGGGCAGACUCUGGUACGCAAGUCGAUCUACGGGCUUGUUAUGAACUUCCUUCAGUCCCUACUUCUUGCGAGGGCUGAUGACCCUAGCGGACCUAAUCUUCGUGCUCUCGUUGACGAGAUGAUGACAGCUGAAAAGCUUCAGCUCUUUGGCCUCACCCGGCAAUCACGCACAAGUGAUUACUGUAAUUACGACCCCUCGAAUGACAGGGCAGCCAUCGAUUCACAUGAGGAGUUGACACUACUACUUGCCAAGAUCAUGGAAGUUGCCUCGGGCUCGAGAGGUCUCUUGAAUGUAUGGCGAGCACGGUGGAUGAGUUUGGCAACGUCUACUGCUUUUCAGCUUCCCGCUGUCAUACAGUCCCGGGCGUUCCUUGUCCUCGGAACCCUAGCAACUUCUGACGUUGACGACGAUCUCGUGUAUCAAAUGUUGGUUGCUUUCAAGCAAGCUCUUGGGCAGUCCACAGAAACGGACACAAUAACUGUUGCCUCCAUGCUGAGGUGUAUAUGCAAAAUCGUCCCUGCCUUGGAUGAAGGGUCGAGUUAUCUAUGUCAGCUGUUCUGGCUAGCCGUUGCCCUCCUUCAGUCCAGUUAUAUCGCCUUUUACGCAGAAGCUGCUGAUCUACUCCGCGCGGCGGUCGAAACUUUGGAGAAACACGGUGCAUUUGACGGCACUACCAUUCCCAAGGUUCUACUCGACGGACGGGCUCAGCUAGAAGACACUGUCAGCCAACUAGAUCGCCUGUUGUGUCUAUCAUUCGAGUCUAGUUUCUCCUUCUCUCUUGCGGCCAUCAUCUUCAAGGGCGUUCGCCUUAACCAACUGAAAUCGUCCGCAGAAAUGGUCACCGUUCGGUGCAACAGUUCUGGUUCCCAGUCUAUGCUUUGCCAGGAUGCCCUUGGCUACUUUGUCGCACUUAUCCCGUUCUCCACCACCCGCGAUUCUUAUGUCAGACUCCUGCGAGACUGCCAUGCAGAGGAGCUCUUGCAGGGUGCGACCGCCGUACGGGGCGAGAAUGACUUUGUUCCACGAGUGCCUAUCAAUAUGCUUCCUGUCACGGACAGCACGGCUGCGCUAUUGACGGUCACGUUUGCAACGACCAUGCUCACAACGGCUCAGAGGGAUAAUGCUGAGACCGAGAUGUUGUACAACUUGCUAUUGGAUGUUGGCAGUGCUCAUCCAAAUCUUCCAUUCAUGGUAUACGAGACAUUGCAAGAUAGAAUCGAGGAUGCCUUCGCAAAAACCAGGAACGCCGCUAUAAUCAAGACUGUAUCGGGCAUUUUCCGAGCGUCUCAAGACAACAUCUUUAUAUCUUCCUUGAAAGGUAGCUCAAGGUCUACUCUCAGCACUACGGAUGAUGAUAGUUCAAUGCAUGGACUGAAGAAGCGGCUGGAGGACUUGGGGAUGGAUGGACUCACCACAAGCUUCCAAUUUCUCACCCCUAACAGGGGACAAUGGGCCAAAAUUGCAGCCUGGAUUUCUGAUCUGGUUCUCAAGAUUGUCGGGCUAGAGUAGGCGGGACAUAUUUUAUGGAUUGCAAUGGUGUUAUGUAGUUUAUUCAGCACUUAUAUUUCUUCCCCACUCCCUGUCCUCAUACGUAGUCCAUAAUACAGCUUUAUGUAAUACGUCAUACGGAUCAAGCGAGAAGUAUUCCCAC